Messenger RNA from Maniola jurtina (meadow brown), 1740 nucleotides. RefSeq names its product transcription factor SOX-3-like (gene R2D2). Lineage: Eukaryota; Metazoa; Arthropoda; Insecta; Lepidoptera; Nymphalidae. The transcript has 7 exons. The record is from RefSeq and is a predicted model, not a curated record. The coding region runs from base 216 to 1241 and encodes 341 amino acids.
AACCAUGGUACUCUUUGGUUUAAUUAAAAAUCCUAAAAAUCUCACAUUUACAUGAACGUAGGUAGUGAUUACAUACAAGUUGUUGAUUUGUUGUUUUUAUUUGGUCGGUGGAGAUGCAAGUUAGCCUGUGACCGCAAUCUCACCAUGUAGUAUGUGAUUGCUGAUUAUGCGAUCUAAGAUGGAAGCGGACUAACCUGGAAGAGUCAUCCAGCACAAUGAUGAAGACUGCAGUAACAGUGCUGCAGGAGAUGAUGGUGAAGAUGAACCAGGUGCCCGAGUACGAGUGCAUCUCACAGUCGGGCCCGCAGCACCAGGCCACGUUCGAGUACCGCUGCGUGGCGCAGGGCGUGGCGGUGACGGGCGUGGCGCGCUCCAAGAAGGAGGCCAAGCAGGAGGCGGCGCGCCGGAUGCUGCUGACGCUCCACGCGCGCGGCCUGCCCGUGCCGCCGCCCUACGCCGCGGCGCUCUCGCCCGAGCCGCCGGAGCCUAGUGAUAAUCCCGCGCUGGAGGCGGGCGGCGGCGGCGGCGGCGGCGGGGGCGCGGGCGCGGGCGCGCUGGACACGCGCAGCUACGUGGCCGUGCUGCGCGAGCUGUGCGAGGAGUACCGGCUGGGCGAGGCCACGUACGAGCUGGUGGGCGACACGGGCCCGCCACACCUGCGCCACUUCACGGUGCGCGCCGCGCUCGGCCUGCACAGCCGCACGGCCACCGCCACCACCAAGAAGCAGGCGCGCCAGCUGGCCGCCGAGCAUCUGUACACCUACCUGCGCGAGAACCUGGCGCGCCUCACCAAGGACUUCGUGGAGGAGGAGGCGCUGCAGCGCGCGCAGGAGAAGUCCGCGAGCCGCGCGCGCACCGACGCGGCGCUGGCGCGGCUGGAGGCGGCGCACUGCGGCGCGGACGCGGCGCCGGCGCGCCCCGACCUGGGCCAGCGCGUGGCCAUGUACCACCACGGUCUGCGCGCGCGCCUCGGCGAGGACACCUGCCGCCGCGGCCUCGACGCGCUGGCGCCGGACGCGGCGCCCGAGGAGCCCGAGGCGGUGCUGCAGCGCGUGUGCGACGAGCUGGGCCUGCGCGUCGAGCGCCUCUCGCUGGGCCCCAAGGUGUCGGUGGUGCGGCUGGCGCCCACGGACCCGUCGCUGACGUUCGGCGGGCUGACGCCGCGCGCCGCCGCCGCCGCCGCGCUGCGCUACGUGCGCCGCAUGCUGCCCGCACAGCCCGACGCCGCCGCCGCCCACUAGCCGCGGCCGCGCAUCACGGAUGGAGAAAGUCAACAAAUUCAAAGACUACGUCAUUUAAAUAAUUCACUAAUGAAUGGUAGAUACGAUGCGGCCGACUUAUGCGAUCAGCGGGAUCUUGACGACUUAAUAUUGUAGGUACGUAAGAUCGCCAUACGAGCGACUGCGGUAGAAUAUAACUAUAGCCUAUAUAAAUAACAAGUGCUCAGUAUGGACUAUGGAGCUUAGACUGAUGUAAAUAUCGCCUACCUACGCUGUAAAUAAUGAAUCGCUGUAAAGGUUGAACAAUAUCGGUAGACUGGCAGGUGGGUUUAAAAUAAAAACUUUCUCUGUCAUUCUCAUAAACUAGCCCCGUGUGAGAGAGAGAGAGAGAGAGAGGCAGAUAGUUUUCGUGACAUUUGCGCUAAUUGAUAGACGCUACACCAUCAGCGCAAUGCGGGAAUGUGUUACCGUGUAGGUACGUGCCCAGCUCUUGUUAAUAAUAAAGAUAUAAUUAAUAUUG